Molecule: messenger RNA, 2020 nt
Organism: Teleopsis dalmanni
Lineage: Eukaryota; Metazoa; Arthropoda; Insecta; Diptera; Diopsidae
Gene: Tdc2
Product: aromatic-L-amino-acid decarboxylase
Exons: 9
Coding region: 38-1939 (633 amino acids)
Biological process (GO): amino acid metabolic process
Molecular function (GO): carboxy-lyase activity; pyridoxal phosphate binding
Source: RefSeq, a predicted model, not a curated record
UAUCUUAAACGGAACAUCUUAAUUAUAUAUCAUCGAAAUGAAUAGCGAGGAAUUUCGAAAACGCGGAACCGAAAUGGUUGAAUACAUCUGCAAAUACUUAGAUACCUUAGAGGAUAGACGGGUUACUCCAAGUGUUGAACCAGGAUAUUUAAGACAUUUAUUACCAACGGAGGCUCCAAAAAAUCCAGAAUGUUGGGAAAAAAUCAUGGCUGAUGUUGAGGAUAAAAUAAUGCCUGGUGUUACACAUUGGCAACAUCCACGAUUUCAUGCAUAUUUUCCCUCGGGAAAUUCAUUUCCAUCUAUUUUAGGUGAUAUGCUUAGUGAUGGUAUUGGUUGUAUUGGAUUUUCAUGGGCUGCAAGUCCUGCUUGUACAGAGCUCGAAACAAUUGUACUUGAUUGGUUAGGCAAAGCAAUCGGUUUGCCUGAUCAUUUUUUAGCUUUGAAAGAAGGUAGCACAGGUGGUGGAGUGAUACAGACCUCAGCUUCUGAAUGUAUAUUAGUAACAAUGUUAGCGGCACGUGCUCAAGCACUAAAACGUUUGAAAUCGCAGCAUCCAUUUGUAGAAGAGGGUCAUCUGCUAUCUAAAUUAAUGGCAUACUGUUCUAAGGAAGCACAUAGUUGUGUUGAAAAGGCUGCUAUGAUAUGUUUUGUUAAACUGCGAAUUUUGGAACCCGAUGAAAAUGCUAGCCUCAGAGGACACGUUUUAGCAGAAGCUAUGGAAGAAGAUGAACUCCAGGGUUUAGUACCUUUUUAUGUUUCUACAACAUUGGGUACAACAGGUUCAUGCGCUUUUGAUAACUUGCCAGAGAUUGGAAAGGAAAUACAAAAAUUUCCCUGUGUUUGGUUGCAUGUAGAUGGAGCUUAUGCAGGUAAUGCUUUUAUUUGCCCGGAGCUGAAGCCGUUACUUAAGGGCAUCGAAUAUGCUGAUUCAUUCAAUACAAACUCCAACAAAUGGCUGUUAACAAAUUUCGAUUGCUCGACUUUGUGGGUGCGCGACAGAAUCCGCUUGACAUCAGCUUUGGUUGUGGAUCCAUUGUAUCUGAAACAUGGCUAUUCGGAAACAGCUAUUGACUACCGUCACUGGGGAGUUCCACUCAGUCGGCGUUUUCGUUCAUUAAAGUUAUGGUUUGUCUUACGUUCAUAUGGUAUUUCCGGAUUACAAAGCUACAUAAGACAUCAUAUCGAACUGGCCAAACGUUUUGAGCAGCAUGUGCUUAAAGAUAAACGAUUUGAGAUUUGUAAUGAAGUCAAGCUUGGCCUGGUCUGUUUUCGUUUGAAAGGUAGCGAUAAAUUGAAUGAGAAAUUACUAAGUGCCAUAAAUGAGUCAGGCAAGAUACACAUGGUACCAGCUAACGUGAAUGAUAAAUACAUUAUUAGAUUUUGUGCCGUCGCUCAGAAUGCUAUCAAUGAAGACAUUGAUUACGCUUGGGAUGUUAUUGUGGACUUUGCUAAUGAAUUAUUAGAGAAAGAACAGCAUGACGAAUUGACUGAAAUUUUGAACAAGAAGAAAAUGGAUACUCUUGCACAGAAACGCUCUUUUUUCGUACGUAUGGUCAGUGAUCCAAAAAUAUACAAUCCUGCUAUAAACAAAGCUGGUACACCAAAGAAGUCAUUAGAUGUAGUACCGGCUGUAUUAGCACAUGGUAGAAAUCCCAUUAUAAGAACCCAAACAUCAAUUGAGCAAAAUUCUUGGAUAUCAUGGCCAUUGGCGUUUCUUUUCAACAGCAAUAAUGAUGAAGGCGCUCCAAAAACUAACGUCUCAUUACGUUUUAGACAUUUGGACACUAAUGUAGGGCCUUCAUCAUCGAGGCGUAAUUCUGGAGCUGGUUCUUCGUCUUCACCAGAAAACGAAACUGGUAUUGUUAAUAUACCAAAAUCACCAAAAAAGUCCCCUCUUAUGCAACGCAAAGGCAUUUCAACAAAUUCUAAUAACAAUUAAAUAAAUUUAAUAAUGUUUAAUAUUAUUUUAAUAUUUAUUAGCAAAUUUAUCAAGAAUUAGCAAUUUUAAGCAUCAUUUAAA